This is a messenger RNA of Plasmodium yoelii, 1113 nucleotides long. Its product is annotated as conserved Plasmodium protein, unknown function. The record is from RefSeq and is a predicted model, not a curated record. The transcript has 8 exons. Lineage: Eukaryota; Apicomplexa; Aconoidasida; Haemosporida; Plasmodiidae. The coding region runs from base 1 to 1113 and encodes 370 amino acids.
AUGAGACCUGAAUUGGACACUUCGACUAUUUCUGAAAAUACAGAUGACCAAAAUAUUAAAAUAAACACAGACUAUUUAAUCAAAAAUGAACCCCUCGAAAAGUAUCUUAAUUUUUAUUCGUCACAAAAUGAAUAUCAUGAUAAGGUUAAACAUGGAAUGGGAAAUAUAAAAUCUAAUAUUGAAAAUACUAACGAUAUUAAUAUAGGAUCUAAUAUUCUUAAUUCAAUCGAAUUUGAUGAUACAAAUGAAGAUGAUCUAUACAAUGAGUUUGGGAAAAAUGAAAUUGAAAAUUUUCGUUCCAUCAAAAAUAUUAUGCACAAUGAUUAUUUUGGGAGUAUAACUCCGCAUAAUAAAUUCGGUGAAGAAAUAGAUGAAUCAGAGACCCCCUUGAAUUUAGGACAAAAAAUAGAAUUAUGUAAUAAUGUGGAUUAUUACAAACGAACAGAAUCACUAACUGAAGACAAAUUUUACAAACAAAAUGAACAAAGAUAUGCUGAAAAAAUUCAAGAUGAUACUUUAAUUAUAUCAGAUAGAGAAUUAAUUCAAAGUAUUGGAAAAGAAGAUAAACAAACUUUAUGGAGCAAUGAAAAGACAUCAUUGUUUUUUAAUCAAAAUAUUUUAAGAGGCCCUAACGAGAAUUCCAAUAAGGGCAUUUCUACUCCUUCAAGUCUUCAGAAAGGCGAUAUAAUAAAAAAUGAUAAAAAUGAAAUAAGCUGUGGUGAAUAUAAUGAGUGUGCCUUAACACAUGAUUUUUUUGAAACUAUUGAAAAUUUAAAUACGAAGGUUUUCGAAAAAUAUAAUAAAUUAAAAGAGGUAUCAGAAAAUUUAAUAAAUGUUAUAAAUACAUCUGAUUUUGAAAAGAGAAUAAACAAUUUAUUAAAAUUAAGUGAUAGCAAUUCUGAGCUUAUUGAUCAGUUUAAAAAAAAAAGUGAAGAGUGUAUUCGCAAAUGUAGCCAAUUUGAAACAACAUCAGAAAAUUUGAUGGGGGAAUGUAUAAAUACAAUGGCCUAUAGCAGCAUUUGUUAUGGAGAAUGGAUGUGUUUACAUUCCUAUGAAAUAGAUUCGAUUUACAAAGAUUUAGAUAACUUAAAAGAAUUUGUUCAAAUAAACUGA